Molecule: messenger RNA, 1679 nt
Organism: Cololabis saira (Pacific saury)
Lineage: Eukaryota; Metazoa; Chordata; Actinopteri; Beloniformes; Belonidae
Gene: cetn2
Product: centrin, EF-hand protein, 2
Exons: 5
Coding region: 343-870 (175 amino acids)
Biological process (GO): mitotic cell cycle; centriole replication; nucleotide-excision repair
Cellular component (GO): centriole; centrosome
Molecular function (GO): calcium ion binding
Source: RefSeq, a predicted model, not a curated record
CGCACAUCGACGGCCUCCUCCGCCGGAGUGCAGCUGUAUACUUAUCCAACAUAUAUUCUCCGUGACAGUACCUGAUGUAUAGUUGAGCUCAAAACGCUGUUUCCUCUAGAUUUAACCAGGUAUAUUUUUUGGGAAUAAAUAGUAUUUGAUGCAUUAUAGGUUGAUCUCAAAUUUUUUGCGGCUACAAGACUGAUGCGGACGACUGGUGUAGAAUAGACGCCGUUCCAUGAUCUGCCCUCCUCAUGAUAGCGAGGUUUCAUAGACGGAAAACAGACAUUGCUUCAUAAAUCGAUUUUUUUUUCAAUUAUUAUUAUUUUUUGGCAUUGAAAUAAACAGCGUCCAAUGCAGGCCACCAGUGCCAAGAGGCCCUCCCUGCAGGGGCCAGUGCCCCCUCCCCGCAAGAAGACAGCUCCCAAGCCAGAGCUGACUGAGGAGCAGAAGCAGGAGAUCAGGGAGGCCUUCGAGCUCUUUGAUACAGACGGCUCUGCAUACAUUGAUGUAAAGGACCUCAAGGUAGCAAUGAGAGCUCUGGGGUUUGAGCCAAAGAAAGAGGAGAUCAAGAAGAUGAUCAGCGAAGUGGAUAAGGAUGGCACAGGAAAGAUCUCCUUUGUCGAUUUCCUCACCAUCAUGACACAGAAAAUGGCUGAAAAGGACUCCAAAGAGGAAAUCCUGAAAGCUUUCCGCCUGUUUGAUGACGAUGAGACAGGCAGGAUUUCAUUUAAAAACCUAAAGAGGGUAGCCAAGGAGCUGGGAGAGAACCUCACAGAUGAGGAACUGCAGGAAAUGAUAGAUGAAGCUGACAGGGAUGGAGACGGAGAAGUGAACCAGCAGGAGUUUCUGCGUAUUAUGAAGAAAACCUGCCUGUACUGAAGGACGUGAUGACAUCAGGGAUGCUGAUGCAGACUCGAGCGGUCCGGUGGUGGCUUUAUGUGUAAUGCUGCUCAUAGAUAUCGCUAGAAAACCUUAACUAUUGUGUCGUGCCACACAUUUUCACUUACAAUGAAUCAAACUGUCACACAAUCAAAGGAACUUGUGAAAGACUUAAACGUAAUUUAUCCUCCUUGGAUUUAGACGGUACUUUACAUUACUGUACAUCUGCCAAAGCGGUUUCAGAAUCCGUCUUGUUUGGAAUGCUGCAGACUUUUAUUAAAUAUAUAUCAAUAUUAUUGACAACAUAUAGGUUAUUCAUUGUCAACGUUUCAGUGCCUCCCACAAAACAAACAUGGUACAUUCCAGUGCUUUUUGGUUUUAGGUGGAGUUAGUGUUAUGUUUGAUCCAGCUGCAGGCUGUUUGUUAUACCAGGAUUGUUGCUCCAGCUCCUUAAUGUUUACUUUUCUGAGAGAUUUCUAAAGUUUGAAAUUUGUAAUGAUUUACUAGGGUGAAAGGGAAGGGAUGGUCUCAUCCCUGCCCUGCCUCUAGAUUUGUGCCUGUGCCUCUUAAAGGUGCGACAUCACAAUCAGGGAAGCUGGCCAACACUUCUUUGACCUGCACGCCUUCUUCAAAAGUCCCGCCGUCUUUAAACUAUGAAUGUUGGUGUAUUUGUCAUGUAACUUCUUUCCGUUGUGGUCAUUUUUCUGGCGUGUCCCUGAAUGUUUUGUAUAUUGUGAUCUGAUAGAUAUUUAAGUAGAUAGAUAUUUAAAAAGUAGUGUUUUAGAAACUGAUUAAAUAUGUUAAAGCAG